ACUGCCAUGUUUAACCCCAGUGAGCUAGAAGGUGAGGUGGAUCACUCGUUUUUCGACAGUGACUGUGAUGACAGCCAUGCCAGCAGAGAUGGAGGGAAAAAGAUGGAUAGAGGCUCGAAGACUGAGAAUACAUGCAAGACAGCAGGUGGGUUGUCCCCGAGGACCGGUGGGACCAAAAAGUACCAAAAGCAGGACAACAGUCAUUUGAAGGAAGACGUGAGGAGCAUGUCGCAGAGGUCCAGCGUGUUGUCUAAAUCACAUAAAGUAAUCAAUAACACUGGUAACUGUGGGAAUGACUCUAAUUUGAACUCAAGAAAGUCUAGUGGAACAUUUAUGGCUCUGUUGGCUGAUGCCAAUGAGACUGAAGCAGUGUUACCAUCCAAUCCCAAACACUCAAAGGAGAGGAAUAAGAAAUCCCCCACACAACACCGCCGAAGUCCGUCUCCCAUUUCAAGUGAGGUCAGUACGGACACGAACUCAGGAAGGUCGCCUUCUUUAUCCCCUCGAGUGAGAAGAACCAGAGUUCGCACAGUGGAGUCAGACGGUUCAGUGACAGAUGUGAGCCCCCUCUCAACUCCUGACAUCAGCCCUCGCCAAUAUUUGGACCUGAAUCACACAGGGGUCAAAGACAGGAGCCGUAAAAAGCAGCAGCAGGAGAGUGUGCCCUCCACUGGCCUUAGUAACAGACAUCACGAUGAGGACUCAGAUCCGGAUGUGGAGGAGUGCUCUCUCAUCUCAGAGAUUCAGCUCGGAGGUAAAGUGGUCUUUAGCUGUCCAGGAAGGAGAAACAGGAAGAACUUCUCGUUCACCAACGAUGACGUCAGGCGCAUAGAUCGGGAGAACCAGCGCCUUCUUCGCAAGCUGUCGCGCAUUUCUCCAACAUCCAGACCGGGAAGUGCAGCGGGAAGGAAAUCCCACACAGGGAACGACUUGCCUGUCGUUCAACACUCUCACAGCGCGCUCCAAAGGCAACAAGAACAGCAACGCAUUGAGAGGGACAACCUGGAUUUCCUGAAGAGGUUGGAGUCCGUCAAGGCUUCACCUGGACUGAAGCGCUCAGAACAACUGGCAGACUAUCAACGCCUAAGUGAAUAUCCAGUAGGUCCUCCACCCCCCAUCUAUACAUCCACCACAAAUAAAGAGAGGACCACCAGCAAGGGAAUCAAAAGGCAGCGGGAACAGCGACGCAUCGAGAGGGACAACCUGGCUUUCCUGAAGAGGUUGGAGUCCGUCAAGGCUUCACCUGGACUGAAGCGUUCAGAACAACUGGCAGACUAUCAACGCCUAAGUGGAUACCCAGGAGGUCCUCAGCCCCCCAUCUAUACAUCCACCACAAGUAAAGAGAGGUCCACCAGCAGGAUGGCCUCAGCAGGUAAGGGUUCCAGGUCGGCCAGUGCUGCCCACCACAGCAGAGCAGCCUCCAUCACCAGUGACUUCAGCAGCACAUCUGUACCCAUGUCAAAAAAACUCAGCUCAGCCCGACCCGCUUGGUGCUAACAACAGUCAUCUGAUCUACAAAGCAGCACAUCACUGCCUCCCAUUGAUGACAUCCGAUAUUUGUUGCACUUGAGAAUAGUUUUUACACAUUUAGAAAUGCAUUUGAAAUAUUUUUCUUGCUUUCUAUAUAUUGCUUCUUGCUAAA
Scomber japonicus (chub mackerel) is the source of this 1642-nucleotide messenger RNA. It is a transcript of the gene cfap97, whose product is annotated as cilia and flagella associated protein 97. Lineage: Eukaryota; Metazoa; Chordata; Actinopteri; Scombriformes; Scombridae. The transcript has 5 exons. The coding region runs from base 7 to 1497 and encodes 496 amino acids. The record is from RefSeq and is a predicted model, not a curated record. Gene Ontology annotation, biological process: spermatogenesis.